Molecule: messenger RNA, 1149 nt
Organism: Vanrija pseudolonga
Lineage: Eukaryota; Fungi; Basidiomycota; Tremellomycetes; Trichosporonales; Trichosporonaceae
Product: Alkanesulfonate monooxygenase
Exons: 1
Coding region: 1-1149 (382 amino acids)
Molecular function (GO): oxidoreductase activity, acting on paired donors, with incorporation or reduction of molecular oxygen
Source: RefSeq, a predicted model, not a curated record
AUGCCUGUCGAGUUUAUCUCUGCCACGUUCGCAAACGGCUCGACCGAGCUCGCGCCCUUUCCUCCUGGAUCGCCGGUCGACGUCGACUUCCUCGUGCGCUAUGCGCGCGUGCUCGACGACUACGGCUACAACUACACCUUGAUCCCGUACCACUCUGGCGGCUUUGACCCGUUCACCCUCGGCGCGACCGUGCUCGCCGUCACCAAGAACAUCAAGAUCAUCAUCGCGCUGCGCCCCAACACCAUCUUCCCCACUGUGGCGGCGCGCAAGCUCUCGACGCUCUCGCAGCUCGGUGCCGGCCGUGUCGUCGUCCACUUCAUCGCGGGCGGCAGCGACGCCGAGCAGGCCCGCGAGGGCGACUUCCUCUCCAAGACUGAGCGCUACGGCCGCCUCGAGGACUACAUCAAGAUCCUCCGCCGCGCGUGGAAGUCGAGCGAGCCCUUCGACUGGGACUCGCCGUACUACAAGUUCACGGGUUACGCGAACCAGGUCCUUCCUGUCGGCGGCCACAUCGACGUGUCGGUCGGUGGCUCGUCCGACGACGCCUACCGUAUCGGCGGCGCCCUCGGCGACAUCUUUGGCCUGUGGGGCGAGCCCCUCAAGGAGACCAAGGAGCAGAUCGACAGGAUCUACGCUGCUGCCGCCGCUGCUGGCCGUCCCGAGGGCGACCGUCCCAGGAUCUGGGUCACCUUCCGCCCCAUUGUGGCGGAGACGGACGACCUCGCCUGGGAGAAGGCGCACAAGACGCUCGACCUCCUCAACAAGGGCCGCGCGGCUGUGACCAAGAUCUUCCCCAGGGCCGGCAUCACCGAGCCCCAGAACGUCGGCUCGCAGCGUCUCCUUGACAUCGCCAAGCGCGGUGACGUCCAGGACCGCGCCCUGUGGUACCCCACCGUCACUGCCACCAACGCGCAGGGUGCCUCGACGGCCCUCGUCGGCUCGUACCAGACUGUCAUUGACAGCCUGCUCGACUACGCCGAGCUCGGCGCCGAGCUCAUCUCCAUCCGUGGCUACUCCAACUUUGACGACGCCGUCGACUACGGCCGCUACAUCCUUCCCGGUGUGCGCAAGGCGCUCGCCGAGAAGGCUGAAGCCAACGGCUCCAACGGCGACUCCAACAAGAAGCGCAAGACGUCCGAGGACGCGUAA